AUGCCUAAUUGGAAUCAAAUACAAGCACAACUCCGGCAUCCCGCAAAUCCUGUUGUUUUUUUCGAUAUUUCAGUUGGAACAACAGAAAUAGGGCGCAUGAUAUUUGAACUGUAUGCAGAUGUAGUGCCCAAGUCAAGUGAAAAUUUCCGGCAAUUUUGUACUGGAGAAUUCAGAAAAGAUGGGGUACCUCUGGGAUAUAAAGGGGCCAGUUUUCACAGGGUAAUCAAAGAUUUUAUGAUACAGGGCGGCGAUUUCGUGAAUGGUGAUGGAACUGGUGUUAUGAGCAUAUAUGGAGGAAGUAUAUUUGCUGAUGAAAAUUUCACAUUGAAACAUGAUAGUCCUGGGCUAUUAUCCAUGGCUAAUAGUGGGAAAGAUACUAAUGGAUGUCAAUUCUUUAUAACCUGUGCAAAGUGUAACUUUCUAGAUAACAAACAUGUUGUGUUUGGAAGAGUUAUUGAUGGUCUUUUGGUAAUGAGGAAAAUAGAAAAUGUUCCCACUGGCCCAAACAAUAAACCGAAAAUACCAGUUACUAUAAUACAAUGUGGACAAAUGUGA
This is a messenger RNA of Phaedon cochleariae (mustard beetle), 555 nucleotides long. Lineage: Eukaryota; Metazoa; Arthropoda; Insecta; Coleoptera; Chrysomelidae. The record is from the annotation of a GenBank genome assembly.